Molecule: messenger RNA, 1940 nt
Organism: Onychomys torridus (southern grasshopper mouse)
Lineage: Eukaryota; Metazoa; Chordata; Mammalia; Rodentia; Cricetidae
Gene: Cabyr
Product: calcium binding tyrosine phosphorylation regulated
Exons: 5
Coding region: 90-1235 (381 amino acids)
Biological process (GO): sperm capacitation
Cellular component (GO): sperm fibrous sheath; cytoplasm
Molecular function (GO): calcium ion binding
Source: RefSeq, a predicted model, not a curated record
GGCUCUCCCACAGGAGCCGCCGGCGAGGGGGCAAAGAGGAAGCUUUAUUGAAGCCGGAGAGAAGUUGAAAUUACAGACAUCCUGCCAAAAUGAUUUCUUCAAAGCCCAGACUUGUUGUACCCUAUGGCCUCAAGACUCUGCUUGAGGGAGUUAGCAGAGCCAUUCUCAAAACCAAUCCGACAAACAUCACCCAGUUUGCAGCAGUUUAUUUUAAAGAACUCAUUGUGUUUAGAGAAGGGAAUUCAUCUCUGGAUAUAAAAGAUCUGAUUAAACAGUUUCAUCAGACGAAAGUAGAGAAAUGGGCAGAAGGAGCGACAUUGGAGAAGAAAGAAUGUGUAAAGGAAUCGGGAAGAACACCUCCAGUUUCCUGCGAACCUGCACGGCUGGAAAAAUCCACAGACACGGAGGAGGACAAUGUAGCUGGACCACUAUUUAGCAAUAAAACCACCCAGUUUCCGUCAGUCCAUGCUGAACUCCAGCCUGAGGAGACAUGUGAAGGAGUCUGGGGUCCUUCUUCCAAACCAACCACACCGAAGACUACCACUCCACCCACAUCACCACCUCCAGCACCUGUCUCUGCAGAGUAUGCCUAUGUCCCGGCUGACCCAGCUCAGUUUGCUGCUCAGAUGUUAGCACUAGCAACAAGCGAAGCAGGACAACCACCACCAUAUUCUAAUAUGUGGACACUUUAUUGUCUAACUGAUAUGAAUCAACAAAGUCGCCCAUCACCGCCACCUGCACUUGGGCCUUUUCCCCAAGCAACCCUCUAUUUACCUAAUCCUAAGGAUCCACCACAGUUUCUGCAGAAUCCACCGAAAGUCACUUCUCCAACCUAUGUGAUGAUGGAUGACAGCAAGAAGACCAGUGCCCCACCUUUUAUUUUAGUAGGCUCAAAUGUUCAGGAAGCACAGGAUUGGAAACCUCUUCCUGGACAUACUGUGGUGUCACAGUCAGAGGCCUUGAAGAGAUAUGCUGCAGUACAAGUGCCCAUUGCUGUUCCUGCAGAUCAGACAUUCCAGAGACCUGCCCCCAACCCCCAGAAUGCCAGUCCUCCUACAAGUGGACAAGAUGGCCCCAGACCGAAAAGCCCAGUCUUUCUUUCUGUUGCUUUCCCAGUAGAAGAUGUAGCUAAAAAGAGUUCAGGAUCUGGUGACAAACGUACUCCCUUUGGAAGUUACGGUAUUGCUGGCGAAAUUACUGUGACUACUGCCCAUGUCCGCAGAGCAGAACCUUAAGAGUAGGUAACCCUUCCUACCUUGAUGUGUGGGCCUUAACACAGCUGAGCCAUCAGCACUUAGAGGCUGGGAUAGUUAAACACUUGGUAAUAAUGGGGUAUCCUUCAGUUUAUAUGCUUGGCUCCCAACUGCAAAGCUGCUAAUGAAUGUCCAGCCAUCUCUGAGUAUAUGGCAGAUUCUAAGAAUAGAAUUUGAAUUUUUCUUUAAAGUGAGGAUAAUCAAAUUUUAACAAACAGGAACAGAGAUAGGAUACUAACUAUAUGUCCAUGUAACAGGUUAAAUUCAAUUAGGCUUAAUUGGGAUUUUAAGACAAUUUUAUCACUCAGUUUUUUUUUUAUUCAAUUGGGCUUAAUGUCAAGCUUUUCCCUUCAGUGUGGACAGUGUGGUGAGUCCAGGUCUGUAGCUGAAGAAAGCUACAGAUUCUGAACUAAGUUAAGCAUUGUGAUGCUGGGGGUUGGGAGGGGGUGGUAUUUCAGUUGUGUAGCCAUGACCUGACUCAUGACAACCUUGUAGUAUCAAGAGGGUGGCCUCGGCAGGAACUGCUAGGAUAGUUUUGAUUAGCAGGAAUGUAGAUCAGAUUUUACUCAUUCCAUGAUAUUUAAACAGUUCAAUGUCUCUUCAUUAACAGAUACUGAAAAUGAUGCUGUCUGAGUCAGCAUUCAAGGUGGAGUCUGUCACCACGUGAACUGUAUCAAUAAACUUCCU